AUGGGCUCAUUACUAUUGCCACAAGAUUUCCAACACAUUAUUCGUGUUCUCAACACCAACAUCGAUGGUAACCGCAAGGUUCCAUUCGCCUUGACCGCCAUCAAGGGAGUUGGACGUCGUUUCUCGACCUUGUGUUGCCGCAAGGCCGGAAUCAACACCACUAAACGCGCUGGUGAGCUGUCCGAAGAAGAAUUGGAAAAGGUGACCACCGUUUUGUUGAACCCAACCCAAUACAAAAUCCCGAACUGGUUCUUGAACAGACAAAAGGACAUCAAGGAUGGUAAAUACACUCAAGUAAGUUUUUUGAUUUUUGGUUGGUGUUUAGGUAAAAUAAGGUUGGCGUAGGUGGCUCAAGACUUUUAAGGCUGUUUUCAAGCUAUUAUAUAAAGCUUCAUGCUGAAUAGGACGUAUUUUACAUCAAUUUAUAUUAUUCAUGAUAAAACAGAUGUCUGGAGGUUUAUAUUUUAGGGUUUUAGCUAAAAAUCAUCUUUUUGUUUUGUUAUAAAGCAAACGUUUAUAAAGAAGUUAAAGUUAUUUUAAAUACUUUUUGAUUGUAAAAACAAUUAUAACGCAUAGAAUUGUUGUUAAAUUGCUUUUGUCUGUAACCUUCUUCAAUAGAUAGCUAUGAAGUAGACUUUUUGAGAGAUCUUAGACUAUUUAUUAUAUCAGCUAAUGUAAUGACAGUUUUUUGGAAAUUUAGAUCAUUUUUAAAGUUACAGUACUUCUACCGUACACUCGCUUUUUUAGGUUUUUUAAAAAUUUUGGAACUUCCUUUUUUAGAGCAUAAGAAGAUCUUUAUGUUUCAUUUUGAUGCCUUUUGUCAUAAAGAGUUACAUUACUUUUACUUCUUUCCCGAUUCUAUAUUACCUUAUCUUCUUGUAGGUCAUCUCCACCUCCCUCGAAUCCAAACUCCGUGAUGAUUUGGAGCGCAUGAAGAAGAUCCGCCUCCACCGUGGUCUUCGUCACUACUGGGGUCUCCGUGUACGUGGUCAACACACCAAGACUACCGGCCGUAAGGGACGUACUGUCGGUGUGUCCAAGAAGAAGGGAGGAUAA
Molecule: messenger RNA, 1056 nt
Organism: Bursaphelenchus okinawaensis
Lineage: Eukaryota; Metazoa; Nematoda; Chromadorea; Rhabditida; Aphelenchoididae
Source: the annotation of a GenBank genome assembly